Messenger RNA from Cylindrotheca closterium, 1776 nucleotides. The record is from the annotation of a GenBank genome assembly. Lineage: Eukaryota; Bacillariophyta; Bacillariophyceae; Bacillariales; Bacillariaceae.
AUGCCUCUCUCAUACCAACAGGAAGUCGCGCUGGCGGUGGUACCAAAAGUUUCCAGCGUGUUCUCUUUGUUUGGGAGUAUUUGGAUCAUUGUGGAAGUGGCAACCGAAAAGACCAAACGGGGAGUCCCUUAUCAUCGAUUGUUACUAGCCAUGAGCGUAUAUGAUGUUUUAGAGAGUGUGUGGAAUUUCUUGAGCACCUGGCCCAUUCCAAAGGGAAGCCCUGAUGUGAUUUGGAACUUUGGAAAUACUGGAACUUGCACUGCACAGGGCUUCUUUUUGACACUCAGUUCGGCAGUUCCUUUGUACAACGCAAUGCUGAGUUGGUAUUACGUAUUGGUGAUCAACUACAACUACUCGGACACCAGGUUGCGAGGGUUUGUGGAGCCAGCUAUGCACACAUUUUGCUUUGUUUGGGCAUUCGGAACUGCUCUGUACUCUGCUUUGGCCGGUCUUCUCAAUAAUGCUGACUUGUGGUGUUGGAUUGCGCCUCUGCCAGCGGAUUGCAAAGACUCUUGGACCCAUGGGAGUGGCCCAGAGAAUGACAACCCUUGUAUACGGGGGGACAAUGUAUGGAUCUAUCGCUUUGGGUUUUACUUUAUUCCAUUAUGGAUGAGUAUUGCUGUCGCAACGGUUAGUACUUAUAUGGUAUGGAAGUAUGUCUUUCAUCAAGACAAGAAAACAUUACGAUACCGACGUCCACAACGGACAAUGAGUCUUUGGAAGAAUGGGAUGAAAUCCUUCCGAAAUGAUGUGAAAAAGAGGUUUUCCCCUGCUGUUCCUGUAUCCGGUGGUUCCAAUCUAGGUCAAAUAGUGGAAUCAGAUGCAGAAGAAGAGGAAGUUGGAGAUGAACAUGAAAAAGGGAAAGAGAGUCACCCGUCUGUCCAAAAAAAGGAAUUGUUAGAUGCCAAUAAGAAAGCAACAAGUCCCGACAGGAGCUUGGGCGCACUGUCAAAAACUAAGGAAUUGGAUGCGGUGGGCGAUAUUCCCGGUGCCUACGGUGUGUCAUCUGCUCCCCCGGAUCGAAAUUCCGGGGGCAGCCAUUUGCUCGCCAAGGACCGAAAGGAUCCAUCAAGUCUGGGAUUGCGGUCCGUACCAGAAAGUUCCGAAGGCGUGUAUCAUCAUUCCGACGACAUGUCAAAGCAGCGGUCAUCCCUCGAGGAUAACACUCCACACAAUUUGAAACACAGCAUGAGGGAGCUUUCGGAAGACCGUCAACCAACGGGUGCUUGGUCCCUAUCCAUGAAGCGGUUGGAGAGGAGCCAGUCCAGCAGUGUCCGAUCGAUAGAGUCCUGCGACAUUUCCGCAGCCCAGGACGAAUUGGCCAAGCGCAAGCAAAAGGCGGAGUCGGAAGCCAAUGAACGAAUUGAACGACGGGAAGCCAAGAAGGCAAAUGGCCUCUUGGCGCGAUGGAAAGAAUGGAAGGAAAAACGAGAGCAAUAUGCCCAGGAUAUGCCACACACGGUCGAAGUCUUUCAUCAAGCUUGUUUUUAUUUGGGAGCCUUUUACUGCACACAUGUCUGGUCCACUACCAAUCGGAUCGUCCAAACUAUAACCGGUGGCGACUCGGUCUUUUUUCUAUUGGUCAUGCAUGCCUUCUUCGAUCCCUUUCAAGGAUUUCUAAACUAUUUGGUGUACCAACGACCGCGAUACAUUCAAAUGCGAAAAAAGUUUCCCGACUUGAGCGUUUGGAAAAUUUGUUUGGUGAUUCUUCGAUUCUCGUACAUGGGCGAGUAUGUGAUACCGCCAAUUCAAUCAUCGACAGAGGCAUCGGAGUAG